AUGUCUACAUCACAAACAGUCAGCGAAGGCAGCGAUGAGAUACAGGUUGUCCUGACCAAGCCUUUGUCAUUGGAGGGAGACGCUGAUGCUGAUUAUAAGGCUCCUAAUCUUGUCCAACGCGUUUUGAGUCUGUUUAGGAAUGUACGGCCAGGAUCAGAUCUCACCAACUUCCAGCUUACACCUCUAUUCAACAUUCCAAAGUCCCACCUCCAAUGUUUUGGUGAAUCGGCAUUCUGCUUUGGCAAGAAUUUGUUGCAGCAGAGCAAUAAUGCAGAGAGCUCAAUUGAAAGAUUCAUCUCAGUUGUAGCAUGGAGUAUAUCUACUACACGUCCUCCCACUUUUGGUCUUGCCCCUUACAACCCUAUUCUUGGAGAGACUCACCAUGUUUCCAGGGGAAGCCUCAAUGUUCUGCUUGAACAGGUUUCCCAUCACCCACCAGUUUCUGCCCUCCAUGCAACAGAUGAGAAAGAAAACCUUGAGUUCAUUUGGUGCCAACAUCCUGUUCCAAAGUUUUAUGGCACUAGAGUAGAAGCUGAGGUGCUUGGCAAAAGGCAACUUAAGCUUCUGAAUCAUGGAGAAACUUAUACGAUGAAUUCACCAAAGCUCAUGAUUAAAUUUCUUCCACCUAGGGUUGAUUGGAUUGGCAAGGUAAAAAUUUGCUGCCAGGAGACUGAUCUUGAAUCGGAGUUAUGCUACAUAACCAGUUCUCUUCUUGGACGUAGUGGACUCCAUUCUGUUAAAGGAAAGAUCUAUCAGUCUUCAUCUAUGAAGACCCUUUAUGAGGUUGAUGGACACUGGAACAGUACUGUGAAAGUGAAGGACAUAGAUAGUGGGAAGGAGACAAUUAUAUACGACGCAAAGGAAGUGUUUUCUGAGCUAAAGACUCCUAUCGUCAAAGAUUUGCAGGGAAUUUGGCCAACUGAAUCGGCCACAGUAUGGAGUGAGGUGAGCAAAGGCAUAAUAAGCAAAAACUGGGCUAAGGCAAGAGAAGCAAAGAGCAGUGUUGAGGAUAAGCAGAGAAAGCUUGCUAAAGAGAGGGACUCAAAAGGAGAAACUUGGGUUCCUAGUCAUUUUACUGUAUCUUAUAGCAAAGAAGAUGGUUGGGGCUGCUUACCUAUUCAAGAAAGAGUCCCACCAGCCCCCAUUGUUGUCCCUCUUUAA
Dovyalis caffra is the source of this 1161-nucleotide messenger RNA. The record is from the annotation of a GenBank genome assembly. Lineage: Eukaryota; Viridiplantae; Streptophyta; Magnoliopsida; Malpighiales; Salicaceae.